AUGGUAACAUGUAGCAAAGGGCCUUAUUUUUUGAAGGCAAUAGAUUGUUCUAGGCAAGAAAAAAAUGUAGAAUUUCUUCAUAACCAGCUAUGUGACAACAUUGACGAGGUGGGGGCAUCACAUGUAGUCCAAGUUGUUACCAAUGCUGCCCUUGUUUAUAAAGUAGCAGGCAUGUUGGUGCAAAAGAGGUACAAACAGAUAUUUUGGACACCAUGUUGUGUGCAUUCAUUGAAUAAUGCUCUCAAAGAUAUUGACAAGUUCCAAUGGAUUUCAGAUCUCAUAGAGAAGGGUAGAAAGAUACAAAUGUUCAUAUGUCACCAUUACCACACACAAGACAUUCAUUGUAAAUAUGCCAAGGUGGAACUUUUGAAACCUACUGAUACACAUUUUGCUUCUUACUUCAUUCUGCUUGACUGCCUUUGUGAAGUCAAAGGAACUUUGUGUUCCACUGUUGUUAGUGAUGCAUGGGCAACUUGGAAGCAAUCUACAUUAGAUAUUGCAGUUGAGGUGAGAGCUAUGGUCCUUGAUGAACAUUUUUGGGCUGAUGUUAAGUUUGUUGUGGACUUUAUUAAGCCAAUAUGUGAGGUGAUCAGAUUUGCAGAUUUAGACAAGGCAUGUUUGGGAGAGGUUUAUGAAGCAAUAGAUUCCAUGCGUGAAAGAGUAAAAAAGAUAAUCAAUGCAAAAGAUAUUUCUCUAUAUCCUUUGAUAGAGGAAAAGUUACAUGGAAGGUAA
Molecule: messenger RNA, 732 nt
Organism: Cryptomeria japonica (Japanese cedar)
Lineage: Eukaryota; Viridiplantae; Streptophyta; Pinopsida; Cupressales; Cupressaceae
Exons: 1
Coding region: 1-732 (243 amino acids)
Source: RefSeq, a predicted model, not a curated record